Aspergillus novofumigatus IBT 16806 is the source of this 1371-nucleotide messenger RNA. Its product is annotated as cytochrome P450. The transcript has 4 exons. The coding region runs from base 1 to 1371 and encodes 456 amino acids. Gene Ontology annotation, molecular function: monooxygenase activity; oxidoreductase activity, acting on paired donors, with incorporation or reduction of molecular oxygen; iron ion binding. The record is from RefSeq and is a predicted model, not a curated record. Lineage: Eukaryota; Fungi; Ascomycota; Eurotiomycetes; Eurotiales; Aspergillaceae.
AUGGCGGUCCUUAACGAGCUGAUUCUGCUUGGUCCUGGAAGUUUCAAGUGGGCUCUCCUCCUUGGAACUCUAGGCUUUGUUGCCCUCUAUUACAAACUUGCCUUGAGCCCUAAACGCGCCAGAUUGCCUGUCUAUAGCACACAUCCGGGCUGGUUUGGAAGCUGGUAUGACUCUCUGGACUAUCUCAGAGACAGCCCUGGUGUGCUGAAAGCCGGGUACGAAAAAUUCUCAAAAUAUGGCCACUUCUACCAACUUCGAACUCCCGUCCGAUGGGUCAUUGUCAUUCCACCAAAGUUCGUGGACGAGAUACGAACAGCACCACCAACACAUCUCAGCGCUAAGGAAGCAGCCAACGAUGUACAACAAGCAAAAUACACUGUUUCUCCCAUCGUCGAAGCAAACAAGUUCCAUUUCCAUAUUAUCAAGACCAACCUAACUCCAAGCCUAGAGCUCAAGGUCAACGAUCUACUGGAUGAGAUUAGUCUAGUAUUUCAUCAGGAAAUAGGAACUCCAGCCGGUAAUUUUUCCGACAGGCUCCUGCAUUACGCACCACUGAUAUGCUACUUUGCAGACUGGAAACCGGUUGUUAUGGCUCGUGCUGCUCAUCGAAUCGCGACACGUACGGCGAACAGACUUCUUGUGGGUGUACCACUGUGUCGAAAUGAGGAGUAUCUUCAGAUGUCCAUAAGGUACACUAUAGAUGUGUUCGGCGGUGCAGAUAAGCUGCGUGCCUGGCCAGACUUCCUCAAGUCAACGGUAACAUACUUCGUCACCAAUGUCGGGGAACGGCAGAAGGUAGCUCGCAAGCAUCUCAUACCAUAUAUCAAGGCUCGACUGGAGGACGUCAAGAAGCUCCAACACACAUCUCCCAAAAGCAAACCGGUAGACUCACUUCAGUGGGUCAUUGAUGCCGCCCCAAACGACCAAGAACGAGACCCGGAGCGGCUGAUGUAUCGUUUGCUUCAUCUAAACGUUGCGGCGGUGCAUACGACCAGCGUCACCUUUCUGAACUGUGUUUAUGAUCUCGCAUUGCAUACGGACAUCCAUUCGGAGCUGCGAGCGGAGAUUGAAAGCGCCGUGCAAACGGAUGGAUGGACCGCUCGAUCAUUGAGCCGGAUGCGCAAAUUGGACAGCUUUAUGCUAGAAAGUCAAAGAUUGGCUCCUAUCGCGAGUUCCCAAAUGACCCGAGCUGUCACCAAGGACUUCACAUUCUCGGAUGGCACCACUGUUCCCAACGGCUCAUACGUCCUAGUCCCGAUGCAUGCCAUGUACCUUGAUGAUACAAUAUAUCCUGAAGCCUCGAAAUUUGACGCUUUCCGAUGGUCUCGUCUUCGAGAGCAGCCGGGGACGAGAACCGGUACCAGUUCGUGA